AAAAUGAUUUAUCACAAAGUUGGAUAUAGGCUUGCAGGUAAUUGCCAUCAUCAAAUAUGAGGGGAGGUUUCAGCAACGGUCAAAAAUUCCGGAUUGCACACAGGGACAGAGGGAGGCUGCAUGUAUCUCACAGCGAACUCGUCAGAUUUUAACUGCAAAACAUAGACAGAAAUCUGAAAUCAUGAUUUUCGUUGGUGGGUCUCCGUUGUUUAGUUCGUCCUCUUCCUCUCAGGGCAGUGAGAACCUGCAAGCAUUACUGGAACAUCCUGUACUGAUUUCUGCUACGGAUUCAUUUAAAGCUAUUCCAGAGAGGAAGAUUUCAGUCCCUGAAGGAUCUGGUUUGGAGGGAUCUACACAAAUUAAGCAUGUUUAUAUUUUUCAAAGAGAAUAUGCAACUGUUGAUCCUGCACUUGUAGAGUUAGUUGGCACAGAUGAAGCAACUACCUGUGUAGGUCUUGUCAUCCGUAACCAGAAGACUGGAAUGACGUCUGUUGCCCAUAUGGAUUCUCCAGAAAUUGUAGAUUUUGGCCUUGCCCAGAUGUUGUCAUUAGUUGCUGAUCCCAGAUUAGAUGCUGAGUUGGAUGUGCAUCUAAUUGGUGGCUAUGAAGAUACCUCAUGUGAAGUCUGUCCUCACUGCAGUGGCAUUAGUGUCUCGGAUAGACAUAUAGAACCAGAAGGUUAUUCUUUUCCUCUAUGUUCAAAAAUAGUUGAAGUUUUACACAAGAGACAGGAAAUUUUUCACAUUCAAACUCUCUGCAUUCUUGGGCAUAAUACUAGAAGAGAUUCUGAUGGAAAUACAUACCCCAUCUUCAAUGGGUUUGUGUUCCUUUUCACUUCUCAGGUAGAAACUUCCACUGGAUCAGUUAAGCCAGCUACUUUUGAUAGAAGCUCAAGAUGUCCAGAUGAAAUUGUCCGGAGAAUACGAGUGACUGUGUCCUGUGGCGAUCCUAGUUGGAAUGGGAAAUUACUAGAGACUUAUGAUACUCAUAUUGACCGAUUUCAAAUUGCUCCUUGCUCUUGGGUACCUUACUGGAGAAGACAUGCCUUUAUACUACAGAAACUCUCUGAUCCCGAAAUUCUCCUCAAAUGUUCCACCUCACCUUAUGCUGAGGGCCCAGAUUUUGUUGAUAAUGAAAGAAGGGUGUUUGACUAUUUGAUUCAACAUCCAAACUGGAAAGACACCUUUCCUAUGAGAAAGCCGCGCAUCUUUCAUAGGUCUGCUGAUGGAGGCUGGAUAAAGUGCUGAUAUAAGAAGGAUCUUCAUGUAAGCUACAUGCUGAAGUUCAUAUAUAUUACCUCUACCUUUAAAUUCCCAUAUUAUUAUUUAAGUUCCCUUCUACUUGUAUGUUGUUAUCGAGACAAAAGUUCUCAAUAAAAUUGUAUAGGUAUUCUUUAAUAGCACAAUACAGUUGCUUUGUUGUACACAACAUGCACUGUAAUAGAUUUGCCGCAAAAAGGUUUAUAAUAUGUUGAUUCAGAAGGGUUGAGAUUUA
Molecule: messenger RNA, 1493 nt
Organism: Nelumbo nucifera (sacred lotus)
Lineage: Eukaryota; Viridiplantae; Streptophyta; Magnoliopsida; Proteales; Nelumbonaceae
Source: RefSeq, a predicted model, not a curated record